This is a messenger RNA of Hordeum vulgare subsp. vulgare (domesticated barley), 1101 nucleotides long. RefSeq names its product myb-related protein 308-like. Bases 181 to 936 code for a protein of 251 amino acids. The record is from RefSeq and is a predicted model, not a curated record. NCBI's taxonomy places the organism in Eukaryota, Viridiplantae, Streptophyta, Magnoliopsida, Poales, Poaceae. The transcript is spliced from 2 exons.
CCACUACUCCAUGCAGCCGAGUCAAUGCGCGCGGAGACAGAAAAAAGGCGCGCAACCAACACACAGCGCGCCCUCACACGCCAUAUAUACCGCUCCGCCUCCGCUCUGCUCGGCUGAGUUGCGACUGCGAGAGAGAAGCUAGCUGGUAGGAGGAGCUAGGAUCGAAUCGGAUCGACCGGCAUGGGGAGGUCGCCGUGCUGCGAGAAGGAGCACACCAACAAGGGGGCGUGGACCAAGGAGGAGGACCAGCGGCUGAUCGCCUACAUCAGGGCCAACGGCGAGGGCUGCUGGCGCUCGCUGCCCAAGGCGGCGGGCCUGCUGCGCUGCGGCAAGAGCUGCCGCCUCCGCUGGAUGAACUACCUCCGCCCCGACCUCAAGCGCGGCAACUUCACCGACGACGAGGACGAGCUCAUCAUCCGCCUCCACAGCCUACUCGGCAACAAGUGGUCUCUCAUCGCCGGCCAGCUGCCGGGCAGGACGGACAACGAGAUCAAGAACUACUGGAACACGCACAUCAAGCGCAAGCUCCUCUCCCGCGGCAUGGACCCGCACACGCACCGCCCGCUCACGGCCGUCAUCGACGCCGCCGCGCCGACCCGCCCGGCACAGAUAGCCGUGCCGGCGAGGGCGGCGCCCACCACGAUGUUCGCCCUGCCAACCAAACAGCAGCAGCCGCCGGUGCCGGUCGAGUCGUCGGACGACGACGGCAGCAGCGGCGCGACGAGCACCGGGGAGCCACGGUGCCCCGACCUCAACCUCGACCUGUCCGUGGGCCCGCCGGCGGCCGACACGCCGACGUCGCACCCGGUCUGCCUCUGCCGCCACCUCGGCUUCCGCGGCGGGGAGGCGUGCAGCUGCCGGCAGGCCGACAGCGCGGGCUCCCAGGGCGGCGGCUUUAGAUAUUUCAGGCCGUUGGAGGAGGGCCAGUACAUAUGAGAGACGACGGGACGGCUAGGCCCUAGAACUCCACAGCAAUUUGUAAGACAGGGAAAUUUUUCUACUUACUCCUCCUCCAGUCCACAGCACCUAGCGCUGCUGGCUGGCUCACAAAACGGUGAAAACAAAAUCUAAUCUGUUCAUAUCCUUCCUUGUACGCCAAAA